Messenger RNA from Lathyrus sativus (Indian pea), 1482 nucleotides. The record is from the annotation of a GenBank genome assembly. Lineage: Eukaryota; Viridiplantae; Streptophyta; Magnoliopsida; Fabales; Fabaceae.
AUGGAGUUGACUUUAACCGAACAAGAUGCGGCUCAUUGGGUUUACAGAGGUGAAGGUGCUGCUAAUAUUGUUGUCUCAUACACUGGUUCUUCUCCUUCUUAUAUUGGGAAAGUGAUGCGCAUUCGCAAGUCUCCAAGGAAGGCAUCAGCGUUGCCGGGAGUGAGGAAUACCAUAGCUCUGUCUCCACAUGAACGCCUCAUCUGGAAAGAAGUACAUGAACUUAUUUCCUCUUCAGAUAAGGAAAUUGCUGGCCAACUAUAUGUCGAUCAUGUCAUGAAGCCUUUGCUUGGAUCCAAAUAUGUUGAUGCUGGGACUCACAUUCUGGUGACCAAGGAAUUCCUAGAGACCGUUGAGAAGAAUAUUGAUAGUCAGCGUCCUGCUUGGCGAAUUGAUGUUUCCCAGGUGGAUAAGCAAUGUGAUUUUGCUCUUCUCAUGUCGGAUCAUUCGAUCUUCCCUCACGGUAGUCAAGGAUCUAGCCACAGUAUAUCAGUUGAAAUAAAGCCUAAAUGCGGAUUUCUUCCACUUUCAACAUUCAUAUCUGAAGGAACUGCUAUCAAAAAGAAGAUAACUCGAUUCGAAAUGCAUCAAGCUCUAAAAUUGCAACGUGGAGAGAUUUCACAGCGGAGUGUGUACAACCCACUUGAUUUGUUCUCAGAAUCAAAGGAAAGAGUUCAUAAAGCUAUCAAAAAUCUCUUUACUACCCCUCAAAACAAUUUCCGCGUAUUUUUGAACGGUUCUCUCAUACUCGGAGGACUAGGAGGUGGUGCUGAAAGUACAGAUGCAUGUAUGGCUAAAGUACUUGAAGAUGAACUUCACUCGGUUAUUCAAGCUGGCUAUGGACAAUGUACAGAGAACUUAUUUACUCUUGUUACUGAAGCUGUGCAAAAAUCAGGAGUCCUUGAUCAGCUCCUGGAGGUUCAGAAGCUUGAUCGUUUUGACAUAGAAGGAGCUAUCCAUGCAUAUUAUAACAUUACUUUUCAACAGUGCAAGGUGUGUAAAGAAUUGAGUAAAGAACAGGCAAAAAAAUAUUCCUCUUUGCAUUCUGCGUCAUUAGACGAAAGCUUGAGAAUCGUAAAGGACUACCUGAUAGCAGCUACUGCAAAAGACUGCAGUUUGAUGGUAUGUUUUAGACCAAGGAAAGAGAAUGAUUCUGGAUCUUCUUACAAUACUGUACAUCUUGAGUCAACUAAACAAGCCUUUGACUAUAAGGUGCAUUUUAUCGACCUCGAUUUAAAGCGAUUGAAUAAAGUGGAAGAAUACUAUGAGUUAGAUAAGAAGAUAGUGAGCUGCUACAAAGAGAUGAACAAAGUAGAUGAUGGAAGAAAUGAAGAUGCAAAGUUGCAGGGACCUGUUGAAAACCUGCAGGGAUCUGAAGUUGCAAACCUGCAGGGACCUGAAGUUGCAAACUUGCAGGGGCCUAAAGUUGCAAACUUGCAGGGACCUAAAGUUGCAAACCUGCAGGGACCUGAAGUUGCAUACUGA